CCGCCUCAGGUGCCAGUCGGCGCUUGGCUCUCGCUCGACCGCCACCUGAUCCCCACCUGCAGAGGCCGAGACUCCUUGCCCGGCUUCCUUCCCGUGUCCGUCAUGCGUCUCGUGGUCUGCCUGGUCUUCUUGGCCUCCUUCGCCCUGGUCUGCCGAGGCCAAGGGUACAAGAGUGGUCACACAGGCCCAUACCCCAGACCACUCUAUGGAGGAUCCUUUGGCCCCAUUAGGCCUGAAAUUCGGCUCAUCAAACCAGGGCCUCUUUGCAACAUUUGCCGCACUGUCUCCAUCGCAACGGUUGAAUAUUGCUGCGGUCGGUACGGGCGCUGUUGUCAUGAACUGAAAAGAUAAAUUGGCAGAUGAUAUUAAAACUCCAGCUCUAAAAUGACAGUAUCUAUCUAUCCAUCUAUCUAGAUCUUUAUCUGCAUUUUCUUCUUCCAUUUUCUUACUUUUCCUAAUGGAAAUGACGUAUGGAUAUCAUAUGUGUUUUUCCUUUUCCAAGAAUGCGCUAAAUACUUUGUUCAUGUGUGUAUACA
Penaeus chinensis is the source of this 536-nucleotide messenger RNA. RefSeq names its product penaeidin-2b-like. The transcript has 2 exons. NCBI's taxonomy places the organism in Eukaryota, Metazoa, Arthropoda, Malacostraca, Decapoda, Penaeidae. Gene Ontology annotation, cellular component: cytoplasm. Bases 103 to 351 code for a protein of 82 amino acids. Gene Ontology annotation, molecular function: chitin binding. The record is from RefSeq and is a predicted model, not a curated record. Gene Ontology annotation, biological process: defense response to other organism.